This is a messenger RNA of Drosophila suzukii, 852 nucleotides long. The record is from RefSeq and is a predicted model, not a curated record. Lineage: Eukaryota; Metazoa; Arthropoda; Insecta; Diptera; Drosophilidae.
AUGGUUGACUUGGUCAAAUGGUGUCUGUACGUCUCGUACUAUUACGGACGUUAUACCGGGGUGAUCAACUUUGAGAUUGACUUGAAAACGGCUACGGAAACCAUGCAGCUAGCAAUGGGACUAAUACUGUCGCGAAAAUACCUUACCAUCAUUAUGGCUCUGGGGGUCUGGUCAAUCAUAACCUUAACAGCCAUUAUAAAUGUGAUCAUAACCCAGUAUUAUAUUGCAAUUGCCCAUAUACGUGGGCUCUAUAUGCUCCUGAAUAAGGAACUAGAGGCCAUUUUAACCGAAGCUAAGUCACUAAUUCCCAACCGACGUGGGGUCUUUAUGACCAAAUGUUGCUGUCUAGCCGACCGUUUGGAUAAGAUCGCUCAAACACAAUCUGAGCUUCAGGAUCUAACAGAUCGCCUUUCGAACACCUAUGAGCUACAGCUUCUCUGCAUGGCCGUUACCUACUAUUUGAACGCAGUGGGAAGCUUCUACAUGAUGUUUAGUGUUGGAAAGUAUAAAAACUUGAUCGAGGACUGGCCUCCAAUCGUAAUACUCUUAGGAGCUCUAUAUUUUUUGUUUUUCUUCCUCGAUAACUGGGUAACUAUGAACAAUUCUUUUCAUCUGUUGGACGUCCAUGCUGAAUUGGUAAAGCUGAUGGAACAGCGAACUUUAUUUUCCCCAGGCUUGGACAAUCGUUUGGAGAAAACCUUUGAAAGUUUCGAACUCAACCUGGCGCGCAGUCCAUUUAAGCUUCGGUAUUUCGGAUUUUUUGAGGCUGACCGAUCCACUUGUUUUUCUUGGUGUAACUCUAUGAUAACCAACUCUAUAUUCCUAAUUCAGUAUGAUAUACAGAAUUUCUGA